Molecule: messenger RNA, 492 nt
Organism: Aspergillus alliaceus
Lineage: Eukaryota; Fungi; Ascomycota; Eurotiomycetes; Eurotiales; Aspergillaceae
Exons: 1
Coding region: 1-492 (163 amino acids)
Source: RefSeq, a predicted model, not a curated record
AUGGGCCUCAAAAUCAACCUCCUUCUCACAGCUAUAAGUGUGGGUCCCCAGCUUUACAACGCCUUCUUCGGAAGCUGGACCUCCGAUCUUGCCUCGUUCAUGCAAUCCAUGGCCCCGGGUAGACUCAGCCGAGACGCUUGUUAUUUCGUGAAAAUGGGCGGCAUUUAUGACGACCUGAAAUGGGAAUACCGUGCUUCCCAUCUACGUUGCGAGUCCAUGUCAUUUGGUAACCCUGUCCCCAGGGUCCUGGAGGACUACAGGAAACAUGUUGAAGAGACCGGUUUGCGUGAUAUGCAGUGUGUGCGUGUGGGGGUGGAUACCCGUUGGGAUGGGUGGGUGAAAGUUGGCCCACGACACGGAUUUGAUGAGGAGAUGUACUGCGGUUUGACGUUAGAUUUCAGUGAAAGGGUUUGUAUAUCGGAGGACGGGUGCAGGCGCCCUGAUUCGGAGGAGGAGAGCAAGGUUGAGUCUGAAAGUAAGAGUGAGCUGUGA